AAAAAAAAAAAUAAAAAAUUUUGAAAAGUUCAAUAAUAUUUUGUAAUUUUUUUUAAAUUUCUUAUAUUUUUGUCUUCUAUUACUAAAAAUCAAUAAAACAAUAAUAUUAAGAUUUAUUUGCCAAUUUUAUGCAUUUAAAAUAAAAUUCCAGAAAUUUUUGGUAAUUUAUUAAAAAAAGGAGGAAAAGUGUAAAAUAAAAAAUUGUACCUAUGAUAAAUUUUAUGAUGAAGUCAUUUUAUGUACCAUUAGAAAAGUGUUUAGUUGAAUGUCGUUGUUAUUAUUCUCAUAAUAAUAAUUGUUGUUGGUAGUGCCUUAAGUUUUCUAAAAUUUCUGGCUAUGAAAUUUUCGGAGAAAUUUAUUGAAAUCGAUUCAUAUUUAAUCAAUAAUAAAAUAUUAAAAAAUAGUAAAUAAUAUAAAAAUAAUAAAAGGAAAAUUUUAUUAAGGAAUUAUUGUAUACAAUAACAAUAAAGAUGUCUUCGUUGAAGGUUGCCGUAAGAGUUCGUCCAUUCAAUCAAAGGGAAAUCGAUAUGGAAGCGAUGGAAAUUGUUGAAAUGGACAAUAAAAAAACUCGUUUAUAUAAACCAAAAUUACAAUCAAUACGUGAUUCAGGUCGUGAAAAUUUUCAUGAUUUCACAUUUGAUUAUUCAUAUUGGUCAUUUAAUGAGAAGGAUAGUCAUUUUACACCACAGGAACAAGUAUAUAAGGACCUUGGAACAGAUGUUGUUGAUUGUGCAUUUCAAGGUUAUAACGCUUGUGUUUUUGCUUAUGGACAAACAGGAAGUGGUAAAACAUUCACUAUGAUGGGCACCGAAAAUAAUCCUGGCCUUAUACCACGUAUAUGUCAAGAAUUAUUUGCAAGAAUGCGAAUUGGUCAAGAAUCUGGUACUGGUUACAAAACGCAUGCAAGCUAUUUAGAAAUAUAUAAUGAACGUGUUAAGGAUCUUUUGGGACCAGCCACUACUGGACACGGUUUACGUGUUCGAGAACAUCGUGAUCUAGGCCCCUAUGUCGAAAAUUUAUCACAACAUAUUGUAUCUGAUUUUGAAGAAAUACAAGGUUGUUUAACACGUGGAAAUUAUCAAAGAACGACAGCCAGCACAAAUAUGAAUGAUACAAGUAGUCGUAGUCAUGCAAUAUUUACUAUUACAUUUGUUCAAGCAGUUUUUAUGAAUGACAUGCCUAGUGAAACCGUUUCAAAAAUACAUUUAGUUGAUUUAGCUGGCAGUGAACGUGCAAAUGCAACUGGUGCAACUGGACAACGUUUAAAAGAAGGCGCUCACAUUAAUAAAUCUUUAGUAACCUUAGGUAGUGUUAUAUCAGCUUUAGCUGAGCAGACAAAUCGUGCAGAACAAAAUAAACGAGUUUUGUACAUACCCUAUAGAGAUUCUGUAUUAACUUGGUUACUCAAAGAUAGUUUAGGUGGCAACAGUAAAACCAUAAUGAUAGCAGCUAUUUCUCCUGCUGAUUGUAAUUAUAGUGAAACUUUAAGUACCUUAAGAUAUGCUAAUAGAGCUAAAAAUAUAAUUAAUAAACCAACAAUUAAUGAAGAUGCUAACGUCAAAUUAAUUCGUGAAUUACGCGAAGAAAUAAAUAAAUUGAAAUUAAUAUUAUCAAAUGGAAUGCUAUCCAAAGAGCCUGGUUCUAAGAUGCUUGAAGAUUUACUGAAGAAAGAAGCUCAAGAAAAAGUUUUAACAGAAGAAUGGACUGAAAAAUGGAAAGAAGCACAAUUAAUUUUGCAGGAACAGAAAUCUUUAGGACUUAGAAAAGCUGGUGUUGGAGUUAUAUUAGACUCUGAGAUGCCGCAUUUAAUCGGAAUACAUAAUGAUAUGACAACUGGUGUAACGUUAUAUAGUUUGAAGGAAGGAGAGACUUUAAUUGGAACAGAAGAGUCUGAAGAACCACAAGAUAUUUGUUUAACUGGUAUUGAUAUUAGACCUCAACAUUGUAGUAUUGUGUUAAAAGAAGGUCAGGCAAUACUUAAUCCCCGUCCACUGGCCCAAUGUUGGCUUAAUGCAAACAUUAUUGAUGAGCCAACAUCUAUAAGCCAAGGUGAUAUUAUAUUAUUAGGCAGAACAAAUAUAUUUCGUUUUAAUAAUCCUGCUGAGGCGGCAAAAUUACGAAAAGACUUAAAUCGAUCUCAAAUGGAAAUAUCACGUCUUUCAUUAAUCACUGCAUCACGUGAAAAUUUAUUAUCAAACAGUGUUUAUGGUGAAGAUGAUCUAUUACUCAGUGGAAGUACAACAUCGCCUUUCAAAAGAGAUAAGCAAUACUAUCCGUCACCAUUGACUUCCCAUGACGACCCUGAAUUGCAAGAUGAAAAUAGGAAAAUUUUAGAGACUAUUGAAAAUGCUUUAAAACAAUUAAACAUUGAACGUGUGCAAAUGCAUGAACAAUACAAAUCUAAAGUAAGGAAAUUGACAAAUGAAUUGGAUCGUUUGAAAAAAGAAGAAAACGAUAUCAUGAAAAUUUAUAAUUGUCAUGAACAAGAACUAUUGGCGCGCAAAGAUAUGCUUUUAUGGGAGAAAAAUAAUGAAAAAACACAAAUUGAUAUUGUAUGUAGACAAAUUUCAGCAUUGCAAACUCAGCUCGACUCAAAGAAACGUGAUUUCUCUGAGUAUGUAGCUAAAGAAUUACAAGAAUUGCAAGAUUGUGGAAAAUUGGAUGAGAUUGGUAUAAAAAUAACUGAUAACACACCACUUUCUGACGAUCUUUUAACCCAAGCUUCGGAAUCAUUAUAUCCGUCAGCUGCGCAAUUUAUUAGAGACACUAUCAAGAGGAAUAAUGAAGAAAUAAAAAAAUUAGAUGAGCAGAUAAAAGAAAAGGAGCAAAUUUUAAACGUUAGUACAGAAAGAAUUGCUAAACUUGACGAAGAUAUUUUGAAAUUGGAAGAACAAUUACGUGAGUUAAAAGAAAAUGUUCCUGAAAAGAAUAAUGUCGACCAUGUUAAAUUGAAAAAGCAAUCUAUGAAGUUAAAUUUACAAUCAAGUUUAGACAGUCCAACGCUACAAGGUUGUGCAGGUGAACCUGGAACUAUUACACAAACUUUAGAUACCUCCGAAACAUAUCAUACAGCAACAUCAAAUUGUUCGCAAAUAUCAUCUGAACCACCAACAACAACAGCUACCUGUUCACCUAGCACUGAUAAUACUUUUAGCAACGAUACUAAUGCAAUACAUACAACAACCACAAUAAGUACAAACGGAUCCCCGCCUAUGAUAACAAAUCCAUUAAUGAGUGAUAGUGGAGUAUGUUUAGAAUCUUUAAGACCUAACGGACCUAACAUGUUGAACAUGUCAAAUGGGGGAGGUCCAAGUGGCUGCAGUAACGGGUUAACUCUUGAUAGUAGUGGAGUCAACAUUAAAACUUCAACACCAAAUGGUAGCUGUAAUAAUGUUAUUGUAAGAAAUAGUGAUGAAGACACGACAUCAUGCUCAUCAUGCGAACAUGCUCGACAAAAUGAUAUGUCAAGACCAUAUUGCAUAAUGCAUCGCUUAAGACGAAAAAUUGCUAUGCAAAAAGCGUUAAUAAUGAAAAAUUUAGAAAUGGAAGUUAAUAAAUGUGAAUUGGAUGACCAAAUUGCUCAAUUACAGGAACUACAAAGACGUUAUUUUACGAUGGAGAAAGAACUGCAGUUGAGUGGUGAACACUCAGAAUGUUGUUCUCCAGAUAGCGAAUCGGAAUUCAAUGCAGACAACACCGAAUGUAGUUCAUCUAUAAUGAUGUCGUCAAAUGUAUUAACACCAUAUGGUCAAAAUACAUUUUUAACAACGUCAACAACAAGAUCUUGCCCAUCUAUAGAUGGAGGUGAUCCAGAUCAUUUUAUUAGUAUACCCAGUUUUGUGAUAAGAGGUGCAGGAAAACAAACGCACUAUGAAUAUGAAGUUCGAAUUAUUUUACCUGACGGAAAGUUAAAUAUAUUACGACGUUUUAGUCGAUUUAGAGAAUUGCAUUUGGCGAUGAAAAAUACAUACGGGGCAAAGGUUAGUAUGUUAACAUUUCCACGUCGGGAACUUUUUUCCUCAAAUAGUGAGUCAGUAGCAAAACAACGUCGUCGUCAUUUAGAACUAUAUUUACGUCGUUUAAUAACUGUUUGCUCAAAAAUACCACAAUCUCCAAUAUAUGAAGGCGAAGGUGGACAUGGUGUUACAAAAGCAAGUCUUGCACUGUUUUCACCUUUUUUCAAAAAGGGCUUAUUUGAAAAUGGUAAACAUGGUACUGGAUAAUAGUUAAUAGUUAUAUUAUCUUGCAUUCUUGCCUAUUUGUUUUGUAUGUUGUUAAUAAAUUUAUUAGCUUUUAUAUAUAUUUUUACAGAUCUGACAAAAUUAUGAGAAGAAUUUUUUUAUUUUUUUAAUUAUAUAUUAUCUAAUAACUAUAUUUUUUUAUUGAACUUAUUAAACUAUAUUCACUUUUUAAAGAACCUUUUAAGUACUUUAAAAUUUUUAUGGUUUGCAAGAUAGAAAAAGUUGUGUAAUAUAUGUAAUAAUAAAAAAACAUAUUGUUUCUUAAUAAAAUUACCAGUAUCAAAUUUACAUUAAAAGUUAAAAAAUCUGAAUACGACUAUUUAAGUUUGUAUUUUUGUCGUUAAAAAAUCAAAACAAAAAAGAGUGUUAGAGUUAAUUGUAGAUUUAAUUUUUAAUUUUAAUUUAAUGACCAGUAAAAAAUCUGUGAUUUUAUAUAAAAAAAAGGAAAAAAUUUAACAAAAAAAGAAAAUGUUGACAAAAUAGAUUAGAAAUAAUUUUUGUGCAAUUAAUGACUUAAAUAAUUUUAAUAAUUACAUUUGAAUAUGGAAUUAAAGAAAUAAAUAUAAAUUUGAUUUUUUGAA
This is a messenger RNA of Condylostylus longicornis, 4822 nucleotides long. It is a transcript of the gene Klp98A, whose product is annotated as kinesin-like protein Klp98A. Gene Ontology annotation, molecular function: microtubule binding; ATP binding; phosphatidylinositol binding. NCBI's taxonomy places the organism in Eukaryota, Metazoa, Arthropoda, Insecta, Diptera, Dolichopodidae. Gene Ontology annotation, biological process: microtubule-based movement. The record is from RefSeq and is a predicted model, not a curated record. The coding region runs from base 471 to 4223 and encodes 1250 amino acids. The transcript has 14 exons.